Etheostoma spectabile (orangethroat darter) is the source of this 4710-nucleotide messenger RNA. RefSeq names its product WT1 interacting protein (gene wtip). Gene Ontology annotation, cellular component: nucleus; transcription regulator complex; adherens junction. NCBI's taxonomy places the organism in Eukaryota, Metazoa, Chordata, Actinopteri, Perciformes, Percidae. The record is from RefSeq and is a predicted model, not a curated record. Bases 656 to 2797 code for a protein of 713 amino acids. Gene Ontology annotation, molecular function: transcription corepressor activity. Gene Ontology annotation, biological process: regulation of DNA-templated transcription; negative regulation of hippo signaling; response to hypoxia. The transcript has 8 exons.
UUUUAGUCCGCCUGGGAUGAAUGCAGACGUCCCCUUCUCUCUAAACUAUUCUCUUUUCAGAGCCGGCAGCCCCUUGCUGAGUUGGUCGCAAUCAUUGUUUCUCUGCAGCAUUAACCACAUUCCAGAGAGGCGCAGCGCAUCCCGUCUUCAUCCCCGCAUUCCUUUCACGCAAACAAGUCCCCAGUGUAAAACGGUGUUUUAUUUAGAUUUUCGUACGCUUGGCGAGCUCAGACUUAUACACAGUGAAUAUUUAUGGUGUAUCCGAUUAUCCAGCCUACUUUGAUUUGUGGCAUAGUGGCCGUAGGCGAAACUAGAGGGAAACCCGACAGGAGGAAAUUCCUCCGCGCAGCGCGCCAUUGACUGUAAAGACCUUUCAACUUAACAAAAACUGAAGUUGACAAACGUAUCCCUGUCGGCUGAAACUGUGAGAAAGAGUUUGUUUUUUCGGCGAAGGGGGAAACGCAGAAGAAGACGAUGCGGCACACGGAGGAGGUUUCUCAGUACGUUUGUGGUUUUCUGUAAACGAGCGACGGCUGUACCGCGGCGUUUUGUUUUGAUUUCCAUGUGAAAUGCAAUUAGUGCUCCGCGGUGCUCGCUAGUUUGGCUCGCGGAGCGGAGCACACUCUGAACUUGUUUCUCGCCUCGGGAGCACAACAUGGAGCAUUACCAGGAAGAUUUGGGACUCCGGGCCAGUACAUUGAUGGAGGACCUCUCCUUGUAUGAUGCGUAUAAAGACGGGAUGUACAAUUCGAGGAGAGAUUUGGUGAUUAAUCCCGAUUUAGACUUUUCGACUCCGACAGUAUCGGAGCAUAAAAGUAAGCCAAUGAAUGGUACCUCUGUGCUUCACCAGCAGCAUCACACAGUGGAGAAUUUCACGUCUGGGAAUAAAGUGUACAACGCGGCUCCAGUGCGCCCUGUGAAUUGCAGCCGGGCCGUUCCUGUGGAUUUUUGUGCCCCUCAAAGAGACGCAGUUUAUACUGAGGAGAGCUGUUGCACCAAAUCCGAAGUGGCCUUGCCGUGCUACACGGGCGCUUCGGAGAGGCACAGGAGAUACUCUCUGGAGGUGCAGGGCCACAGGUACAGCACCGGCUCCGCCUUCGACGGCGUGCCUCUCAACAAGCCGGUGGCACUGCCCGGCAACAGGUGCAACAGUGUCUGCAUAACCAGCAGCCACGACGGGAGAUAUAACGCCACUAGUCCCCGGUCCAGUUUAGCAUCUUCCCUGUCCUCUCAAGAGCAGAGCAAGCAUGUCAGCCCCAGGUCAAGCAUUAGCAGCCCGCGCACUAGUUUGGUGGUACCGGGUCAGGACAGGUACACGAGCCCGAGGUCUAGUUUAGUUCACUGUGAGGGCAACACUGUCCUCAGCCCCAGAUCCAGCUAUGCAAGCACCGCAAGCGACACGAGUAAACACUCCAGUCCCCGGGCCAGCCUCAACAGCUGUGACUGCUGCAGCAAGCCCAGCAGCAACCGCACCAGCGGCAUCAGCAUGGGCUACGACCAGAGGCACGCCAGCCCCAGGUCGAGCACGGCGAGCCAGUACUCUUUCACUACCAGCCCGAGAUCCAGUUACUCUGACUCGCGGUACGGGCCUGUGGUCAACCAUGAAUUUGAGGGAGCGAUUUUACACGCAGCGCCGCUGGCGAGUCCUCGUUCGAGCAUCUGCAGCCAGGACGGGAGCGCAAGACCGGGGACCACCGCGAACUGCGUGGUCAGUCCCCGGUCCAGCAUCUCCAGUCACAGCUCCAGAAGUUCCCGCAGCUCCAGGGGGUCUAUGAGCACCUACCCGGAUCUGCAACUGCCUUCGCCCAGGUCAUCAAUGCUGGGUAGCAGUCUACACGAGGACACGUCGCUGCUGCAGGAGUUCGGAGACUCCAAUGGGAUCCAAAAUCGCAUCCACCUCCAGGGGCUCUCGGCGGUGCCAGAGCCCCAGCAGCAGUCAAACCAGACGGGAGGGGUUGUGGAGAUGACCGCGGGGUCACCAUCAUCAUUUAGUUAUGGGAUGUCCUCAAAAACAGCUUCCUCGAGUCAGAGGUUUAAGCUACCUUACCAGGUGAUCCCCAGCCGAGAGAGUGGACCCAGUCAGGCGGAGAGGCGGCUGGAGGCGCUCACCUUGGAGCUGGAAAAGGAGUUAGAGAUGCACAUGAAAAAGGAAUACUUUGGUAUCUGUGUCAAAUGUGGGAAAGGUGUGUAUGGAGCCAGCCAAGCCUGCCAGGCCAUGGGGAACCUGUAUCAUACAAACUGCUUCACCUGCUGCUCCUGUGGACGGAGGCUGCGAGGGAAAGCGUUCUACAACGUCAAUGGAAAAGUCUACUGUGAGGAAGAUUUCCUGUACUCUGGUUUCCAGCAGACAGCUGAUAAGUGUUUCGUGUGUGGUCACCUCAUCAUGGAGAUGAUCCUCCAGGCACUAGGCAAGUCUUACCAUCCUGGCUGUUUCCGCUGCGUGGUGUGUAAAGAAGGUCUAGAUGGCGUGCCUUUCACUGUGGACGUUGAGAACAACAUCUACUGUGUCAAAGACUACCACACGGUUUUUGCUCCCAAAUGUGCCUCCUGCAACCAGCCCAUCCUCCCAGCCCAGGGCUCUGAGGAAACCAUCCGGGUCGUUUCUAUGGACAAGGACUACCAUGUGGAGUGUUACCACUGUGAGGACUGUGGUCUCCAGCUAAACGACGAAGAAGGCCACCGGUGUUACCCACUGGAAGGCCACCUGCUCUGCCACGGCUGCCACAUCCACCGGCUCCAGCCGCAGGUCCCUUCUCACCUGCCCCCCAGCUACCCCCUCCAUGUCACCGAGCUGUGACGGGGCGGAGGGUGGGCAGCAACAAAGCCCAGCCUCCCAGAUGAUCGGGGACACUAGCGGCGGGAAAAUAAGGUCUGCACCCCCUCCAGCAGUUCCAGGGAAGCGGCUUCUGCCCCUGUCCUCAACUGGAUGGCCAGGCCGUGGACUAAUACACUUAGUGCAGCUCCCACCACAAGACCCUGCUGUCACAUGACAGGACUGGGAAAAAAGGGUCCCCCCCUGCCUCCAUCUGUGGUCUGUUUCUCCCCCUUCUCCCUGGGUGCCUUACCCUGAAAGCCAACACGCCGGCUCACCCAGAGGCCCCCGUUGACGUCACACAGCCUGACCCCUGCACAUUCACCCAAGAGAGGGUUUUUGGAUCGGAGGAGAGGACGCAAACUCGUCUCUCUCCUUGCUUCCAUUUCUUCCUUUGCAUUUUUUUUUAUUUUUUUAUUCUUGCGCUGUGACUGAAGCGGUUUACUGCCGUGAAUUCACUAGUGCUAAGAACGCCGCUGAUGUCGGCGUCAGGGAGGCCAGGGAACGAGCCACUACAUUCCAGUGCUUGGCUGAAGGGACAGACCCCCGGGUGGCCAUGCUGUGCCUUCAGAGCGGGCUCUCUCCGUGCAGCUUCUAACACUGAAAUGGAGUCCUGCUAAAGGCUAUGCAAAAAAACAUCCAGCAUCAUGACACAGGGCUGUGAGGAAAACUAUGAACUAAUCGCUCGUCGUCACCCUGCACCACCACAAAAUAACCGAUGCACCGUAGCACCACAAGCCCAGAGGACCAACUGACAUUCCACUUAGAAGUCUUAGACGAGACCUCCAGAGAUUCACAAGCAGUGUCUUAAUUAAUGAUCAUACUAUGACAGAAAAAGAAAAUUUUAGAUGCACAUAGGAAUGUCUUUUAUAUAUGAAUAUAUAUUUUGCAAAUGUUUUCCACAUAAGAUCAUAGAUCAUGUAGAUUCUCAUUUUUUUUCUUGUUGCUGCGCUCGCAAUAGAUUGAGAGGUGAAAGACGCUGUCGGUCAUGCAGUCUGAAGCCUCUGAAGAUUUUAGGGUCUGUUGUAUCAUUUCACCUCCCAGACGCAGAGCCUCUUCAUGUCUGUGUGGGUCACAAAUCCACUGGCUUUGUAAGAGCUGACCUGGCUCAAAUAGUAUUUGCCAUGAAUUCCUUCAAUUAUUUUUUUCCACUUUAAGUACCAAAUGUUUAGUUUUGGCAACGAAUGUGUUCCUUUUAGAACACAUACAUCCCCUCCCUCUACUGACUGUACUCUACUGACAGCUGUAACACACAAUAACUGUCGAACAUUUCUGCAUACCUUAAAUUUCACUGUCUUUGGUUGAACCUCAGUCAGUCUAUUUAUUUUAAAUACAAGUUACUAAAAGGUAUAAGUGAGUUGAAAAAUAAUUUAGACUAUUUAACUGGAUAGAUCUUGAUCAUGCUGUAUAUUUGUUUUACAAUUCAUGGCAGCACUCUGUGUUUUUAAUCAUGCAGCUUAAAUAGAGCAGUAAUUGAAGUUCUAUGUAAUAGCUUGUAUUUUUGUUUUUACGUAAUUCCCACAAGAUGUUACAAUGCAUGUAUGUACCUUAUCUUUAGAGUUUUUAGAAUAGAGAAUUCUGACCUGUUGAGAGUGCCAAGUUAUUACACAGAGCUCUAAGAAUAAGAUUCAAUCUGAGAAUUUAGCUAGUAAUUGGCCUUCAAAUACUGAGAUUUAGGCCCUGUGUUAGAACACUUUAUGAUGACAGUCAGCUGUUACCAUAGAUAUCAAAUGCUAGCUCAUGACUGAGAAACAGAGAUAUUAACAGAGAUGUUGCCCAAAAUGAAGUAUAUAAGUAUAUUAUUAAGCUCUAUGGUAUUUAACUAUGAAAAAGCAUUUUAAAAACUCUGAUCGAGGCUAAACAUCUGUAUGUUAAAGAUUAUAGUGCUAGAUUUGAGA